GUGGAUACAGCCCAACAUUCACAAAUACACCGAUGAAAGUGAGACGUGUUCAUUACUCAGACUGAGGAUGGCAGAAGCUGAUCUCAGAAAUUAUGAGUUAUCCCAACUGCAAGCCGAAGUCGAGCAGGAGAGAGAGGUCAAGGAGAUGUUAAAGGACUCCGUGUCUGACCUGAGGAGCACACUGGCUGAUUUGGAGAAGAGACUUCACAGUGUUGACGGAGAAGAGAACGAGUGGAGAACCAGAUAUGAGACACAGCUGGAACUGAACGAGCAGCUGGAGAAACAAAUCAGUGUCGUUCAAGAGAGACUCGAGACGCUCCGCGGUGACCCCUCAGAUCGACUGGCUUCUGUUCGCUCAUAUGAUGAAAUGUCAGAGGAUGCUCUCAGACAGAGGCUGAAAUUGCUGUCUACAGAGAAGUGCGGUCUUCAAUCCCAACUGAAGGACUUCCAAAUAAGAAUUGUGCAGGAAGGAAAGGCUUACCAGAAAGUCUACGAAGAGAGGCGGGCGUAUCUUGCAGAGAUUGCAAAGCUGUCUUCAAUGCUGGAUAUGAGCAGAAAGCAGCAGAUGGUUCAAGCCCGGAGGAAAGCGCUGGGUCCAGACAAAACAGGCCAGGAGAGUAUGAGGCAACAUUCAAGUAUGAUGAAGGGAUCUUUCAAAAAAGCACCAGCAAGCAGUCGACUCCCUCGAUUAAAACAUUAAUGCAGUUCAGGGAUCUUCAAUAGGGCGUCCAUCAAUUAUUGUUAUAUUAUUUUUGUCAAAGUGUU
Messenger RNA from Carassius carassius (crucian carp), 765 nucleotides. It is a transcript of the gene ccdc169, whose product is annotated as coiled-coil domain containing 169. The coding region runs from base 68 to 700 and encodes 210 amino acids. The record is from RefSeq and is a predicted model, not a curated record. The transcript has 8 exons. NCBI's taxonomy places the organism in Eukaryota, Metazoa, Chordata, Actinopteri, Cypriniformes, Cyprinidae.